UCAUGGCCCAAGUGGAAGUGUCCGCCCUGCCUGUGGAAACCGAGGAGUCCUCGGAGAGCAGGAUGGUGGUGACGUUCCUCGUGUCUGCUCUGGAGUCCAUGUGUAAAGAGUUGGCCAAGUCCAAAGCAGAAGUGGCCUGCAUUGCCAUGUAUGAGACAGACGUGUUUGUCGUUGGAACCGAGAAAGGACGUGCUUUUGUCAACACCAGGACGGAUUUACAGAAGGAUUUUGCAAAAUACUGUAGGCGUUAAGAGUUUUCCUUUGUAUGCAUAACUCUUAAAAUAUUUGCUGGGAAGACUUAUGUAAUGUUUUCUUUUAAGGUAUCCUAAGCAUUAUCCUAAAACUGGUUCUGAUACAUCUCUUUUGACUUGGCAUCCCAGUGAGUAGCUGCCCAACACUGAGGAGUCCAAGAAAUGGGGCCAAGUGUAUUUUGUCCUGUGUCCUCAGCAGCACCCUGGUUUUGUCAAAGAAAUGUGAGGAACAUAGAGUAAAUUAUCUUUGACUCCUUUUAUAAACCCACAUUUUAAAAAAAUUCUGGG
Molecule: messenger RNA, 539 nt
Organism: Leptonychotes weddellii (Weddell seal)
Lineage: Eukaryota; Metazoa; Chordata; Mammalia; Carnivora; Phocidae
Source: RefSeq, a predicted model, not a curated record